UUCUUUGGACAACGGAUUCCUUGUUAUUGCACCAAAACUUCAUUAAUCUUGGAAAUGCAGCAGUUACUGAAACUCGUUUUUGUUCUCUUGUUGUGCGUGUCUGGGUCGCGGCCCUUCCAGGUAAUUUGAAAUAAUUUUCAUUGCAUGGGAACUAGACAGUGCAAAAUGUGUUGAUCUGGAUCGUGGCAAAUCUACUGCUUGUUGAGGCAGUGACAGUCAUUUUGAAAUGUUUCUUAUUAUUUUAGUUUUCGUGUUAUCUGAAGUCUGCAUAUCAAGCUUAAAACUAAAAACUCUGAGUGAUGUUCAAGGCCUUGCGGCGUAAUCAUGUUCAAAUUCAGUAUUUGUCCAUCCAUAAAACCUGUGAAAGAAAUUAUCUUUUCCUUUUGUUUUUGUUUUUGCAGCCCACGGGAGAGCUAAAGUACUGUUCCCGGCCGGGCGAUUGCGCUGCUCAAGUUGAGUGCUGUGUUAAAUCACGUGAAAGACCUGGUGUACGUUAUUGCUCAACUAUGCUCGAACUCGAUGAUGUUUGCACCCCGGUGUUAAUAGUGAGUAUAAUAACUUCAGUGUUUCAUGAAACUGUUUGAAGAAGGUAGGAAAAUGCGUUGGUCUUAUUUUGGUCACAACUUCAGCUGCUGUACGGCGUAGCUAGCCGGAUUUUUGACCUCUUCCACGUGUCAUACAGUGUUUUGGGGCCAUAAACUGUCGCCAAAGCAGCCAACAUAAAAACUAAGACUGCAACCAUUGCUUUUUUGAUUCUUUUUUGAUUCUUCCUUUUCCAACUCGCUCUUUUUUCUCCUUUCCUUGUCCCUUUGAAGGUGAGAUUUUCGAGCGAGACCGCGAGCAGUCUUUUUCUGCGAGUUACGUGGCUCUCACGAAAGAAAGGCCACCGCUCGCGGUCAAUAUUACCACUUAUCGCUGAGUUCGUUUUCGAAAAAACUGAGUAAAACUAAAAGGAAUAUCUGCAAGCAAACAACAACAACAAGAAACAGGAUACCACAAAACAGAACACGCACCGGGAAACAGGAAAAUACUAGUUGGAGCCGGGAAAUACCGUAAAAUUCCGAAAAUAAGCCCCUCCAUGUAUAAGCCCCUCCAAAUAUAAGUCCCCCAAACUCGUAAAGCAAAAAACCCUCCGUUUGGAGCCUUGGAAAAUUGCCGUCAAAUGCAAAGUAAAACAAAGCAAAAACGGAAAUAGCCCAAUCGAUGUCGAAACGCAAAUUUCCCUCCAUGCCCCUCCGUAUAUAAGCCCCUCCAAAAACAAGCCCCUCAAAAGGGCCUUUGAAAAGAUAAGCCCUGUAUUAUGAGCAUGUCAGGCGCUGUAAAAUUGUCACGUGAUGAUUUACUGUGAAACUCACAAAAGCGUGAACACCAAAUUAUUUGUGGAAUGUUAUUGUGUUGCGAGAAAUUAGCCAAUAAGGCGUGAGAUAUCUAAACCGCAGACAGCAACAGUAAUUAGUUUGUGGUUUUGAGGUUUGCUUGCGUAUCCUGAACUUUAUUGCAAUUGGCCAGUACACAAUCAACUUUCCUGAAAUUUUUCAAGGGUUCACAGUUCUCUGAGUUUGACAGUAAAAUCUUCAGUCGUGUCCAGCUAAUGAAGAUGUUUGAGAUGAAAAUAUCUCUGUUAAAACUAUUCUAAAAUUGGCUUUCCACCUUUUUAGCCUGGCCUGGACUUUUCCUGUCCUUGCACCCCAGGACUGACAUGCGCAAAGAUGGACGAUGACGAAAAAGAAAAUUCUCAAUACAAAUGUAUUCCUGUUCCUAUAAUCGAGGAUGAAAGAGACUGA
This is a messenger RNA of Porites lobata, 1784 nucleotides long. NCBI's taxonomy places the organism in Eukaryota, Metazoa, Cnidaria, Anthozoa, Scleractinia, Poritidae. The record is from the annotation of a GenBank genome assembly.